UGAAGAUGCAUAGAGUGAAACACACAACAAAGUGAGGUUGAAAAUUUGAGUGUUUUUCAGAAUUUUCUCUUGUUAUUUUUCGUCUUCAAUCUUCAAUCCCCCUCUGUAAUUCCCCUCUUCUCUGAAUCCCUUUCUGUUAUCAACUGUUUUCAAGCUCCAAGAUUUGAUUUUUGAAAGCAAAACAAAAAACAAACCCAGAAGGGUGUUUUUGAAAGCAGGUGAUCCAGAAUAGAGAUCCAGGUUUUUGUUUUUUCAUAAACUGUUUGUGAAAAUUUUUAGUUUUUGUUUUUCAUCAACUAAAAGGGUUAGUUUUUGGUCCCCUAAAGUUGGUUUUUUUUUUUUUUUUUUUUUUUAAUUUGGUUUUUGUUUGUUUUUGUCUAUAUAAUACUGUUAUUACCUGUUCUUUAGUUUUGGUAAGACACAGGUUUAGUCAUGGCAGCAGCUAUAGAUUUUUAUAACAACACAACAUCAACACAGAUCUUCUCAGAUCCAUUGAGGGAAGAGUUGAUGAAAGCACUUGAACCUUUUAUGAAAAGUGCUUCUUCUUCUUCACCAAACCCAUCUUCUUCUUCUCCAUCUGCUUUGUCUUAUGCUUCUUCUGAUACAGCUUGCAGCUUUUUGUCACCUGACUAUUGCUCCCCAUAUUACUCAACUAACAUGACCCACAUGUUCUCUCAAGGUUACAUGGGUUUUGAGCAACAAGUUGGUUCAAUUGGCCUCAACCACCUUACCCCUUCUCAAAUCCUGCAAAUCCAAUCCCAAAUCCACCUCCAACAACAACAACAACAAAAAAUCCGUCAAUCCUCUUUGGCCACAUCGCCACUUUUCAGCCAAAAACACACCUCCUAUCUCACUCCAAAAGCUGUCCCUAUGAAACAUGUUGCCACUACCAAUACCACCAGUUCUUCAUCACCAAAACCCACCAAGCUCUACCGGGGCGUGAGGCAAAGGCACUGGGGCAAAUGGGUGGCUGAGAUCAGACUCCCCAAGAACCGCACCCGCCUCUGGCUCGGCACAUUCGACACCGCUGAAGAAGCGGCUUUGGCUUAUGACAAAGCCGCCUUCAAGCUCCGAGGAGAAUUCGCCAGGCUCAAUUUCCCCCACCUCAAACACCAGGGAGCUCAUGUUUCCGGAGAGUUUGGCAACUACAAGCCUCUCCCAUCUUCAGUUGAUGCAAAACUCCAAGCUAUUUGCCAAAAUUUGGUGACAAAUUCAUCACAUAAACAACAACCUGCAAAAUCCUGUGAAAGCGAAAUCGAAACAAAGCCAGUUGUUGUGGUUCCUCAAGCUCCAUCUUCAUCAUCUCCGGAGUUUUCUUCCGACACUGCAGGUUCUUCAUCUCCCGAGUCUGAGAUUUCGUUCCUCGACUACAAUAACUCCAACUGGGAACAUGAAAUGGACAACUUUGGGUUGGAAAAAUGCCCUUCAGUGGAGAUUGAUUGGGAAGCCAUUAGAAAGCUAUCAGAGUAGUCUUAAAUUAAACUAUGUAUCAGAAUUUGUAUGUUUUUUAGGUUUUCUUUUUUCUUUUUUCUUUUUAGAGUCAAUAGUGGCUUCUGCAAUGAAAUUUUUACCGAUUGCAGAGCACGCUACUAUGUUAAUAUAUGUAAAAGCUUAUUGAAGCUCACUCUCCAUCUUGGUCUCAGCUGGUGUUUUUGCUUCCAUGCUUGACCAUGGAGAGCUUUAAUUAGGUUGUGUAUCAGCAAUAAUUUCUCAUGUAAACGUUGUCAGCUUUGGAUAUAUUAAUGAAUUAUUGUACUUUGUUUUGUAUA
Messenger RNA from Pistacia vera, 1769 nucleotides. Its product is annotated as ethylene-responsive transcription factor RAP2-4-like. Gene Ontology annotation, biological process: regulation of DNA-templated transcription. The transcript has a single exon. Bases 433 to 1470 code for a protein of 345 amino acids. Gene Ontology annotation, molecular function: DNA-binding transcription factor activity; DNA binding. The record is from RefSeq and is a predicted model, not a curated record. NCBI's taxonomy places the organism in Eukaryota, Viridiplantae, Streptophyta, Magnoliopsida, Sapindales, Anacardiaceae.